AUGUUGACCGGAGCGAACACCGUAGAGGAAGCGAAGCAGUUGGCGGAAGAAAUGGUGGAACUCACUGCAUCCGGAGGAUUCAACCUACGAAAAUGGAACUCCAAUAGCAAGGAGCUGCUGGCACAACUGCCACAAGAACUGUUGGAUAGCCGAGCAUUGUUAGAGCUGGAUUCAUCGUCCUCUCCAGUGAAGACACUAGGCUUGCAAUGGGAGCCACAAUCAGACAGCUUCCGAUACGACUCACCACAGUGGAAUAACGAUGUUGUUCCAACCAAACGUAUAGUUCUCGCUGAAGCGGCUCGGUUAUUUGACCCACUAGGCUUGAUCGGUCCUGUAGUCGUUAUCGCAAAAAUCUUUCUACAAGAACUGUGGAAACACAAUUGCGGCUGGGAUGAUCCAUUACCUGAAGCGAUGCAACAAUUUUGGCAAGAAUACAGGUUGAACUUGACCGCCCUGUCCUCCUUUUCGAUUCCACGCUGGAUUGGAUACAAGGCCGAAGCAGUUUCAAUGGAAUUGCAUGGGUUUUGUGAUGCAUCGGACAAGGCCUACGGUGCGUGCAUCUACACACGUUGCACGCUGAUGGAUUCUUCAGUAGAAGUACGCUUGCUCAUUGCCAAAUCCCGUGUUGCGCCGUUGGAGGACCUCAAACGGAACAAGAAGAGACUGUCAACCCCUCGUCUUGAGCUUUCGUCCGCAUUGCUACUUUGUCAUCUGUACGAGAAGGUCAAGGCCAGCAUUCGCAUUCCCCAUAACGCAAGCUUCUGGACCGAUUCGACAAUCGUUGUGCAUUGGCUAUCCUCUUUGCCCUCGAGAUGGCAGAUUUUCGUAGCCAAUCGUGUUUCCGAGAUUCAGCACAUCACCAAGGGUUUCGUUUGGAAUCACGUAGCUGGUGCGGAAAAUCCGGCGGAUGUCAUUUCUCGAGGUAUGACCCCGGCUCAACUGCUGUAUCACACAAUUUGGCUUGAAGGUCCGGCAUGGCUGCGUCGAGACCGCAGCACUUGGCCGGUGGCAAGCCCCGAAGAGGAUUUCGAUCGAACAUUACUGGAAGAGCGAAGCGCAGUUGCAAUCCCAGCUCAGUCCAAGCCAAACAGCGAGUUAUUCGGUCUACAUUCGUCUUUGUUCGUAUUGGUGCGAAGAGUUGCAUGGAUUCGCCGUUUCAUCCACAAUUGUCGACGCCCAGAAGAAGUACGCAGCGGAAACAUCAACCACAUCGAACACCAAGAAGCCAUGCUGUCGCUGGUACGUCUGGCCCAGAACGAAUCGUUUCCAGAAGAGAUUUCUGCACUACAGCGCGGAAAUCAAGUGAAACCGUCAUCUCCAAUCCACAAACUCUGGCCAAUACUCGUCGAAGGUGUACUGCGUGUCGGUGGUAGACUUUCAGAAGCACCUGUGUCAUCAACUCUAGACUACCACUUGAGGCUGUUUCACGCGGGUCAACAGCUGCUAACCAGCAGUGUACGAGAGAAGUUCUGGCCCACUCAAAUCCGUCGACUAGCAAACACGAUUAUCCACGAAUGUGUAUCCUGUUUCCGUAACAAGCCGAAGGUGUUAGAUCAGCUCAUGGCAAACCUACCGUCAGAACGUGUAUCGCCAGCACCGCCAUUCGUGAAGGUUGGUGUGGACUAUUGCGGGCCAUUCUUCGUUGCCAACUCCAACCGACGCGCAGCUCCACGGAAAUAUUUUCUCGCUGUCUUCGUGUGCUUGGUGACUAAGGCAGUUCACCUUGAACUGGUUGGAGUGCUGCCUUUAUUGCUGCGUUCAAACGUUUUGUCGCACGUCGAGGUAAACCCGUCCUGGUAAUGUGUGACAAUGCUCUCAAUUUUGUCGGAGCAAGACGUGAGCUCAGCGAAUUGCACCGAUUGUUUCGCAACCAACAAUUCCAGGAGUCAGUUGCAGAAAGCGCAGAAGAAGACGAAAUUGAAUUCCGAUUCAUUCCGGCAAGAUCGCCCAACUUCGGCGGCCUCUGGGAGGCCGCGGUCAAAUCCUUCAAAGGCCAUUUCAAGCGCACCGUUGGGUCGAAGAUUCUGCCACACGACGCCAUGCAUACAGCAAUCGUGCAAAUAGAAGCGAUCCUGAAUUCCCGUCCGCUGACACCCGUUAGCAGUGAUCCAAUGGACUUCGAGGCAUUGACCCCAGGUCAUUUCCUCAUUCAGAGACCACU
Aedes albopictus (Asian tiger mosquito) is the source of this 2161-nucleotide messenger RNA. RefSeq lists its product as uncharacterized. The record is from RefSeq and is a predicted model, not a curated record. The transcript is spliced from 2 exons. NCBI's taxonomy places the organism in Eukaryota, Metazoa, Arthropoda, Insecta, Diptera, Culicidae. The coding region runs from base 1 to 1800 and encodes 599 amino acids.